ACAAAUUGCGUUGUUGCAGAGUCACUGUGUGGUUCGAGUGUAAACAAGAGACUGGCAAAGGAAAACUCUGGAACUGGAUAAUCCAUUAUAUCUAAUUAGUUAAACUAGGAUUGUUGUUUUAUAUAUAAGAACAUAUAUUGUGUGUUUAUGCAACUAGCCAUGUGCCAAGAAAUUAUGUUUUAAACUGGGUUUCAUGUUAAGAUAAUCGUUGAGGCGACGCGCUGAGCUAGUUGGCUAAUGCUAGUUAGUUUGCCAGCUAGCUAGGCAGCUAACUUAACUGCUGCUGUUGUCCGCAUUCAAGGCCUCGGCUAGCGCUGUGCAGAGGCUGAAACGCCCCUGCAUGCCUAGGCCCAGUCUAGCCAGGACGACGGGCUAGAGCCCUGAGCCCUCAAAAGGCUUUUGAGGCACCUCUAUAGCCACGAUGGAGUCCGGUGGCAAAGAAUGUGAAGAAGAGAUACUGCAGACGGCAUUCAAGAAGCUGCGAGUGGAUGCUGAGAGUGCGUCUGCAGUUCCUGUGAGUGAGACUGUGUCUACAAGGAUGUCUCCUCGUGCCAACUCAGAGGGAGCAAAGUCCAAAAUAACCUGUCCGAAGGAGAACUGGCAUGGGUGUAUGCGGAAGUCUACAAGAGGAGUGGUAAGAAGCCAGAGAAGGCGACGCUCCAAAUCUCCCAUCCUCCACCCUCCUAAGUUCACCUAUUGCAGCUCAAAAAUGUCCUCACCUCCAGGCCACUUAAAGCAUAAAACCCUCCCAGAGCCCGAAGACACCUGUGCCUCCAUUGGAAUCCCCGCCAAGAAGGAGCUCCUGUCCUCCAGCCACGGCUCGCCUGUGUUUGGAGCCACGGGUUACGACCUCCGUGUCACAUUGUCCCAAGAAAGCCUUGGCUCUCCGCAGCUCUGCCACAGGAACCAGUCCGACGAGGACAGCGGCUCUGAGGCAAUUGUCUGUCCGCCCGGGGGCCCAAGUUCCCCAGAGGCACAGCGGCAGGUGGACCCUGCAGCAGAGCCCGGGUCAGUCACCGCUGGAGCUGCCGCUGCUACGUCCACCUCAGACUUUCAGUCUCUCUCCCGGCUUAACGAAACCAGAGCAUGUCCCUGUGGGCAAGGUGACUGCCAGUGUCCAAGCUGGCAGGGUGUGGAGGUGUACUCCUUCACCGGCCUAAGGAAUGUCAUCUCCGAGUGCGAGAGGGGCCUCCCGAACCCGGAGGAAGCCAGUGGUCAUAACGCAGCCCACCGCAGAACUCAGAACACUGGAACCUCUGGCUCCCCACGCUCCUGCUCGGAACAGGCCCGGGCAUACGUUGACGACAUCACAAUAGAAGACCUCUCUGGCUAUAUGGAAUACUACCUUUACAUCCCCAAGAAAAUGUCACACAUGGCUGAAAUGAUGUACACUUAAGAUUAUAGGUUUGAUUGCCGCCUAUGUUGAAUGGUUAAGCGGUUAUAACAUUGAUUAGGUUAUAUCUGGUCAGAACUUAACUGUUCACUUGAUGAGUUUUCUCCACCUCUCCUAAGUUAAAUGCAUUAGAGCUAACAAAUAUAUUUCCAUCAGAUUUGUUUUUGUUUUGUCUUGGUAUUUUUAUGAUUGUUCCAAUUUCAUAUUUACGUACACACGUUGCCAAAGCUCUAUUGCUAAUAUUGCAAGUUUGACUUAUUGCUAUAUGCAAACUUGUAAUGCCAACUAUGAUUAUGUUUUCCAGAGAAAAAAAAAAGCUGUUCAUUGUGCUUUUUUGAGUUUUCAUUUGUCUCAAUAAAGAGUUUGUUUAAGAAA
Alosa sapidissima (American shad) is the source of this 1768-nucleotide messenger RNA. It is a transcript of the gene oser1, whose product is annotated as oxidative stress responsive serine-rich 1. The record is from RefSeq and is a predicted model, not a curated record. Gene Ontology annotation, biological process: cellular response to hydrogen peroxide. NCBI's taxonomy places the organism in Eukaryota, Metazoa, Chordata, Actinopteri, Clupeiformes, Clupeidae. The coding region runs from base 422 to 1396 and encodes 324 amino acids. The transcript is spliced from 4 exons.